AUGUCCAUGAAGCCUGCCGCCUUUCUGGAGGUGUACGUGGACCAAUUAGAGGGGCUUGAUCUCAGCGCCCUCCGCGCCGCGAAUCGCGUUAGCGGUGCGUCACUGUGCGUGCGGCUGACAGUAACUGCGGGCCACAGAUGCUUAGGAGUGGCGCAGACUAAACCCGUAAAUCCAGGAUCAAGCAGUUUCAUCGCGUUCAACGAGCUUCUUCAGAUCGCGAUAUUCGAGCAGCACGUGGACAUACGCGUUGGAUUAGUUUCUGCAGGGGACUCAACCGCUCUCCACCGCACCGACAGUCACACUAAUGAUGUCACAAGCGCCUUCCUCGCGGCGGCACAGCUGCCCACGUCAGCCAUGGCGUCAGCAUUGAUCGAUGGCAAUCGUCGGGACGCAGGCACCCCUGCGACUUCCCGUCGAGAAGCAAUGACUGGCAGUCCAGCCGUGGCCACGAGUGGAGGGCGCGCGCAGGUGUGCGCUUCCCCCGCGGGCAUCUCCCAGAUUCCGCGCAAGUCAGGAGGCGGAGAAGCGGGGAACGCGGAUAUGGCAGUGGACCUCCUCCUUAACGAGCUGCUAGAUGCGCAGACGCUGGCGGAACGCGCGGAGGGUUGGGGCGGCGCAACGGGGGACGGAAGCGUGGAAGGCGCAGAGGAGGGCCAAGGGGAGUUUUGCGGCGGAGCAGAAGAGGGGGAAGGGGAAUCCUGCGGGGGGUUCUGCUGCAGGGGGAAGCACGGAAGGGCCGGUGCGCGCUGA
Molecule: messenger RNA, 750 nt
Organism: Closterium sp. Yama58-4
Lineage: Eukaryota; Viridiplantae; Streptophyta; Zygnematophyceae; Desmidiales; Closteriaceae
Source: the annotation of a GenBank genome assembly